AAUACACUUCCGGUUACACCGGAAAAUUAAUCCGCGCAUGUCAGAGGGAGAAAAAUCGACAUAUUUUUGUUUUCAUUGUAAACAAAAACUGGUAAAAGGUUGUGCAAUGUGAAACCAGUGCAAGGCCACGAACACAUCAGUCAUGUCAGCGGAAUGUACAUCUACCCAGGACGAGCAGACACUGUCUGGUGAGACCCAGGAUGAAAACCCUGCAAAUGAGAUUACUAGCAACACAGACGUGAAUAGCAGCCCUAUCAGUCUAGGCUUCGUUGAUUAUAAAGAUGACCAGGCUGAGAAUCCACCAUUGGUUUAUGGACCUGCAAAUUACCAUGACCAGGAUGUCUUACUUUCAUAUUCUAACUCGGACAGUCAAGUAUACAAUAAAGAUACUAAAGAUGGUAACGGCAUCCGUGGGCAGUGUGGCCUUUACAACCUGGGUAACACAUGCUUCAUGAACUCUGGCCUGCAGUGCCUCAUGAGUACGGCGCCCAUGGUGAAGUUCCUCAUCAGUUACCAUGGAAACGAGAAAACCAAAGACAGCACAUUGCUAGGAGAGUUCCGCAGACUGUUUGGGAAGAUCUGGAGUGGCCAGUUCUCGGUGGUUUACCCGAAGGAGUUUAAGCAGAUCCUGGGCAUCUAUCAUCCCCAGUUCCAGGAUUAUAGGCAGCAUGACUGCCAGGAAUUCCUGGCCCUUUUAUUGGACAGCCUACAUGAGCAACUCAACUUCAAGGGACAAUGGACCAAUCAGAACACAGAGGCUGGACCUAGCUGCAGUAAACAGCCAAUCACGUAUGAGCACAACAUAAACAACAAAACAUGCAGAAGAAACGUACCUCAGACGGUAGCAAAGAAUCAAACGUGCGAUAAAUCGCGGAAUGCCAAUUCUAGAGAAUCAACGUUGACGUUUGAUAACAUGAAGGGCUGCAAAUCACCAGAGAAUUCGAGCUCUGUAUCAACGUUGACAUUUGAUAACAUGAAAUCACCAGAAAGUUCAAGCUCUGAAACACCAGUCGAGGAAAGUUCGAUGAACAGACCUCAAGUGUGCAAGAGUAAAGGCAUACAGAAUCUUAUAUCAUACACAGUAAACCAGAUCUCAGAAGAUAGCAAUCAUUCCAAUCUGUCGGAACAAAGCUCGGAUUCUGAUCAGUGUUCGGUGAUGAAGAAUCUGAAGUUACGAUCCAGUCCAUGCGAAGGGCUGUCAAAUAAAAUUGUUAACGACUGUGCGGACAAAGACUGCGGCGUAUCGUCCACAGAUAUGGACGAUGUUGAUAUGGAAACAGAGGGAGAGGGCACUGAUAAUUUUGGUGAAGAGAUUGUUAGUUUUAAGCGUGUUUCUAGUCUUCAGGAUUUGAGGCUGUCUGCAAAAGUUAAAAGCUUGACAAAGGCCUCAAGCGAACAAGAUUUACUUUGGGACAGCCGUGUUGACUCAGACUGUGAUAUUGAUAAAACUGGCUCUGCUAGUUUGAACUUACAGGAAUCAGUGGGUAAAAGUACACGUUCUGAACAAAUGGAGGCCAGCUUUGAACCACAUGUUCUGAACAAUGCUAUUCCUAUGGUGUCUGUGCCGUCCCUUGUGGAUUUGUACUCAAAGGAAACGAAAACUCUCAACACAAAUGUGCUGGCAACCGAGUUCAUAUCAGAAACUGUGAUGAAUACAGAUUCGGAAAAGUUUGCCAAAGAGGACAACACCAGUAGAAGUGAGGCAAUGAUUGAAGAAGAUGACAUCCUGCAGAGUAUCGCUGAGGUGACGACAAAAACAGACGGAUACGAGACAAAGAGAGUCAAAGACAUCAACAUUCGUGCGGACAAGAAGACGAAAUUUCCGAAAGGGGCUUGCGGGGGUAACAGCAUUCCCGAGAAAGAGGAGUGUUUUUCGCUUAGUGGUGUAAAGAGGAUGAAGUUUGAAGGGACGGAGAAGAAUCUGCAGAUGCAGGAGAUGUGUAAGCUGCAGAAAGAGGCCUUGCUGUGUGAGGCAAUGAGGUCUGACCGGCCGAGUACCAGCAGAGGGAACACUGGAGAGGAGUCCACAUUCAAGAAGGACACAAGUCCAAGCCUCGGCAGUGACAUCGAGAGUGAACUACCUGACCCUGAAGAUGCCGACAUGGACUUGUCUGAUGUGGAGGAUGGGCCGGCUGUGAUGUCAUGUGACGUGUCAUGUGACCUGGAGGCGGCGUACACGGCACGGGACGUGGUUGCUGCUGAGGAGGCGUGGCAGAAAUACCUGAACAGGAAUGACAGUGUCAUUGUGGACACUUUCCAGGGGCAGUUCAAGUCUACGGUGGUGUGUGGAGAGUGCAGCCAGGUGUCUGUGACGUUUGAACCCUUCAUGUACCUGUCUGUUCCAGUACCUCGCGCCAUGGAAAGGCAGAUAUGUAUAGUGUUUAUUUCACCCGGUGUGGAGCCCACCCAGUACCUGCUGGUCAUGCACAAACAAGACAAGGUUUCAAAGGUCAAACAAGAACUCUGUAAUGUGAUUGGUCGAAAUGUUGAUGACAUCAUCAUAGCUGAGGUGUUGGAUUGGCAUGUCUCAAGAAUAUUGGAAGACAACACCAUGCUACGUUACAUCAAUGACUCCACCAGGAAACUGUAUGCAUUCGAGAUGGACAGCAUCAGCGUAACACACAACCUAGACAACCUUAGCUGCUCCCAAAUGGGGACGUCCGAUCCCAAUGAUGUUUUCUCCCACGUUGAAACCUUUACACAAAGCGGGAAUAUUAAAUCUGAGCGGGCGACCAGUCCAGACGAAUCUGUUACCUCGGCGUACGGCUACAACAAUGAUAACGGGGACCAGUCUAAUUACGUGUCACAUUCCAACAACGACCUUGACAUCAUGGGAACUGGCCUCUGGGAAUGGGGUCAAAGGUCAAACACGGAAAAACGUCGGGGAAGCCUGGAGACGGAACCUGAGGAUGGUUGGCUGGGGGCUGAUAGCACAACCGCUGUGGCCUCAUCGGAACUGGAUUUGACUGAGGUGGUUUCCUCAGCGAUUAGUGGUUCCAGCCAAUCAAUGGAGGUCGGGGAGAAAGGGGUCGUGAGUAGUUCGAAGGGCGGGGAGGAGAAUGACUGGAAGUCGUGUGCAAUCUGUCUGGAGGAGCUUCCUGAAAUGGACCUCAUGGUGCAUACAACGUGCAGUGGAACUUUCUGCUCUACUUGCCUUGAGAUGUCUGUUCAGCAUUACAGUGAGAGUGCCUUUUGUUGUCCGGUGUGCUCAACCCCUGCUGAGAUCACAGAAGACUUUGUGCCGCUUGCAAGUGCUGCCAACCACAAGCCCAAAACAAGGAUUAUUGCCGUUCCUAUUUCGUACCGCUGUGAGACGGGGCUGACAGAGGACACCACUCCAUGUCUGUUUGCUCACCCAGACGUCAUCAGCCUACCCAGUAACCUACCCUGGCAGCACAUACGGGACUGCAUUCUAGCGCGGCACCCAUAUCUGUCUGAGUUUCGAGUGAUGCUGACUGAUGGAACGGGCCUGAAGUGUUCCCGCUGUCUCUACAUCGAGCACUGCACAGGCUGCGAGAUCCCAGAACAAGGGGAGGCAAUACUAAGGCCCGGGGACAACCUGACAGUCAGUGUAUCCCGUCUCCCAGACGAUUUUACGGGGGUGUGUAGGGGGCUUGUCAAUCAUCCCUCGAUGGAGAACAAGGUGUCUGAUGACCCGGUGACAUUGAUGGACUGCUUCAGGGCUUUCACGCAAAGUGAAGACCUGGAUGAGCACAAUCCCUGGUUCUGUCCUCACUGCAAACAGAACCAACGCGCCAAGAAGACUAUGACGGUGUGGCAGUAUCCGGAUACACUCAUCAUUCAACUGAAAAGGUUCGUGUUCCAUGAGCUGGCCAGUACCAAGGUCGACUGCAAGGUCGUGUUUCCUAUCGAUGACCUUGACCUCAACGAGUUCAUAUCAGGACCAAAGACAAAGAACCUCGUGUACAAUCUUUACAGCUCUGUGUGCCACUAUGGUGGUGCUAAUUCGGGUCACUACACGGCCUACGCCAGACACCCUGUGGAUGGCAGGUGGUAUUUCUACAAUGACGAGACCGUCACAGAGAGUACACCCAGUGACCCCGAGUUCUCCAGCACAUACAUGCUCUUCUAUCAACGAAAAGGUACUGACAAAGCCAUACAUAUCCCAGAAGACCUUGACCUACAUAUUGACACCGAUGAUCUUCAUUUCGACCCCGUGACCUCAAGCGAUGCUGACACAUCAGUGACCUUUGACCCAACUGGAAGGGAGGUAACUCCACCUGGAAACGCCUCAUCACCAUCGCACUCGAGUCACUCAUUGGCGCCAUCAGCAGGCAUGUUUGACAUGUCCAUCGAUGUCAAGGUCAAGGGUCGAGAUAAAAACGACAGUGGAAGUAGUGAUAAUGUGGGAAGGCAACAGAAGACAGAAUUAGCUGAGGCCGACAGUACUGUGGGAUCGUUCGACUUUUAUUCUUGAACUUUUGUUUUUUUAUAAUAAAAAUAUAGCAUUGCUCUGGUAAAAUGAGGCUUUAUGCAUGUGGGUAAAGUGUCCCAGAUCAUUAUGUGUAGUAGCACAGGCUUGUCAUGGACGACACUUUCUGUCAAAACUGGAUUUUCACUGAGAAGAGAUUUCUUAACCCAUGUAAGCCUAGUGGACUCUCCCGUCCUAAAUUGGAUCAAUGUAUUUCGAAAAUUAGGGAUGUCUAGUAUAUUUAUUUCUAUAUUUAGAAUGUUUCUUACAGAAAUUUCUUUAAGCAAACAGCGCAGACCCUGAUGAGACGCAUCAUGCGGUGUCUCAUCUAGGUCUACGCUGUUUGCCAAGGCCUUUUUUUUUAGACGCUAGGCAUAAAUGGGUUUAAGAAACAAUACCAUGAAAUGAAAGUCGGAAAAUGUCCCUGAUAAGCCUGUGCAGUCUGCACAACCAAUUCUUGGACGAUGCUUUACGCCCAUGCAUCAAACCCCUUUUUCAUAGAGCCAGGCUAAGUUGUUGUAGGAAUACUGUCUUAACUAGGUUAAAAAAUAACAAGAGACAGUCAUCCUGAUUCUGCUAGAAAUAUCAAGCAAAGGACAUUGAUAGCAUUGGACAUGUCUUUUUUACUGAUGACAGGUUUUACUUUACUAUCUUCUCAAAACAAUGUUUUGGUUCUGUAAUAAUUCUAUGUAAACAGGUGAAAAUCAUGUUCAGUAAGCAGGGUUCAACACUAAGGCACGUCCGACAGACAUUGUCUAGUAAGAUCGGUGGUCGGGCUAGUAAACUGCGGGCUAGCUUGUCCGACUGGUCGUACAUACACAAAUCUAUACUGACUCAUAUAACUAUAACUAACUGCUGUGAAAACGUUUUUCCUUUAUGUGUAAAAUUAGUCUCGUUAUUUACAUCAGAACAAAACUAGCGUAUAUAAAUAAACGCAGAGAAUUCACAUGAUUCAUCGCUAUUUUUAGACGCGAAGGAGAGCUUCCCGCAGGAAUUGCUUGUUUCCAUAGGUCAAGUUGUCAUGAAUACUAAUGAUUUUCUGCAGUUUCGUUAAACUUUGCAGCAUGUUUUUACAACUUCUAUAAAAAAAUCGGUAUCGUCAAUGUCAUUUUUUUUCCGUAGCAGACAAGAUAAUGUAAUUUAAAGAAUGGCUUUGUUCAAGUUCGGAUUUUCGUCCGACAAAUCAGUUAAUAAAGAAGAUUUCGACGGUAAAACCGAGAGGAAACGUAUAUAUAAAGAAAAACGAAAACGUCAAAUUUAUCCUAUGGAAAAUCGAGUCAGUUCCCGCGGCUUGAAUUUGACGAAGAAUAGCAAAAAAAAUAGUUUUAUUUUAUUGUUUUACUCUAUGCAUCAAAAUAACUUUCUGGUGUUCACUUAUUAUUUACUGAUAAAUCCUGAUACAACAGUAACAUAAUCCAAUUUUGUUUAUUUGCUAUGUCAUUUAUGGUCUAGUAGACAUUAGAUUCGGGCUAGUACAUUUUAAGAGGAGCUGGUCCGAUGGUCUUGCUGUAAAAGAAGUUAUUGUCGAACCCUGGUAAGCUAAUGAAAGACUUGGAAUGUGUGACAAAUACGUUAUAAGAUUUUCUGGAAUUUAUUCUUAACCCAUUUUUUCAAAGUUCAUAUCCAUUUGAUCAGCAUUUUACAGUUGCAUUUAUGUAAUAGAUUUCACAUGGUAA
This is a messenger RNA of Dreissena polymorpha, 6108 nucleotides long. RefSeq lists its product as uncharacterized. Gene Ontology annotation, biological process: protein deubiquitination. The record is from RefSeq and is a predicted model, not a curated record. Gene Ontology annotation, molecular function: cysteine-type deubiquitinase activity. Lineage: Eukaryota; Metazoa; Mollusca; Bivalvia; Myida; Dreissenidae. Bases 143 to 4438 code for a protein of 1431 amino acids. The transcript is spliced from 18 exons.